This is a messenger RNA of Cladophialophora carrionii CBS 160.54, 444 nucleotides long. RefSeq lists its product as uncharacterized. The record is from RefSeq and is a predicted model, not a curated record. Gene Ontology annotation, molecular function: protein binding. Bases 1 to 444 code for a protein of 147 amino acids. The transcript is spliced from 2 exons. Lineage: Eukaryota; Fungi; Ascomycota; Eurotiomycetes; Chaetothyriales; Herpotrichiellaceae.
AUGGAUGUAUCCACCAGGGCCGACUAUGAUGUCGGAAAGGUCUACUACGAUCAAGGCCUGUGGGACACAGCGAAGGCGUGUUUCUCGCGUGCCGAGGCGCUAUUUACAGCCAGUAAUCCCAUCCACUCUUCGACCACGGCGGCUCAACUGAAGCUUGCAUGUAUCGCCAUGAAACAGGGAAGGCUUGAGGACGCAAUACCCAUGCUUCGACAGACCCUUCUCAUCUGCAAAUUGCUAGAGGAUGCCAGAGGAGAUCGUCGAGAGACGGCUCGGGUGAUGCGUCGACUUGCAGAGGCUUUGGACCUGGCAGGUCAGUCGGCCGAAGCCGCCCAAUACAAGGAGGAAGCUGAGAGCAUCCGCAAGGAACUUCAGGGCGCCCGGUUUGACGAGCUCGGCGACACGGAACAAUCCUACAAUAUGUUGAUGUACGUGGCUUUUUGGUAA